ACUCUGUAAACCAGUGUCGGCAUUCUCUCUUUCUCUGUGUCUAAAUUGUUUGUAAUUCGUACCUCGUGUACUCCGCCACCGGCCGGUGAUCACUCCGACACGGUGGUUGUGGUUUUUGUUUUUCAACGAUGGUGCUCAUGACAUACAAUUUGAGCGAUUCCGGUUGCUACAACAGCCGCAUUGGCCGGAUAUGUUUUGUUGUGAUGUGGUGGUUCGUGUUUCAGUGUCUGGAGAUCUCCGGUGCGCCGCUAAUGCAUUCCGUCAGCUCACAUUGGCGUCCGGCCACCGCGACGUGGUACGGGAGUCCAGAAGGCGAUGGAAGCGAUGGUGGCGCGUGUGGUUACGGAUCUCUGGUGGAUGUGAAGCCAUUCAGGGCGCGUGUAGGUGCGGUGAGUCCAAUUCUGUUUAAAGCAGGUGAAGGAUGUGGUGCCUGUUAUAAAGUCAAAUGUUUAGACAAAUCUAUCUGUUCUCGGCGCGCCGUAACGGUGAUAAUCACCGACGAAUGUCCCGGCGGUUAUUGCUCCGGCGGAAACACUCAUUUCGACCUCAGCGGGGCCGCCUUCGGUCGAAUGGCGGUCGCCGGUGAUCACAACCAGCUUCGUAACCGUGGCGUACUUAACGUCGUCUACCGCCGGACACCCUGCAAAUACCCGGGUAGAAACAUUGCGUUUCAUGUUAACGAAGGAUCAACGAAUUACUGGCUUUCACUUUUGGUCGAAUUCGAGGGCGGGGAUGGUGACGUUGGAUCAAUGCACAUCAGAGAGGCGAAGUCUACCGAAUGGUUAAAGAUGAGUCAUGUAUGGGGUGCAAAUUGGGUGAUCGUCCGUGGACCCCUAAGAGGGCCAUUUUCCGUCAAGCUCACCACGCUUUCUACCGGAAGAACUUUGUCGGCACGAGAUGUCAUUCCCGGCAAUUGGGCUGUCAAAGCCACUUAUACGUCCCGUCUUAACUUCUCCCCUUAAUCGUAAAAGGGUAAUCAACUGAUCGAAAGGUUCAACGUUUCGUAAAUGAAAAAAAAAAAGGAAAAAAAACAUGUUUUGACAUUGAGAAAUAAGAAGAAAGCAAAUCCCUAUAUUACCCUUACCAUCCCGGGGUCAAAGAGGUAAUUUUAAGCCUGAGGCCCAUCACACCGGAAGUAGCCGUUAAUCGGUUGGUUGGUUGGUGUUUUUUGUGGCGAUGGGAAAAAGGAGAAAAGUAACCGUUGGGAGUGUUUGACUUUCUAUUAUGUGUUGUGUGUAAGGGGUUGUAUUGUAAUUUAAUGUAAUGUUUGAGGGUAUCUUGCAGCCCCUCUCCAAAGGGAGAGAGAGCGUGCUUUUUCUUUUUCUUUUUCUUUUUAAUAUUAGGGUGUGAGGUUGUGGAGGGUGUUUUGGUCUUUUUAAGUAGGCGUGGGCUUGGCCUGGCCUUUUGUAUGACUUGGUUGUUGCAUCUUUGGAUUAAACGGAACCUUUCGCAUC
This is a messenger RNA of Cynara cardunculus var. scolymus (artichoke), 1454 nucleotides long. Its product is annotated as expansin-B3-like. The record is from RefSeq and is a predicted model, not a curated record. Bases 129 to 962 code for a protein of 277 amino acids. Gene Ontology annotation, biological process: sexual reproduction. Lineage: Eukaryota; Viridiplantae; Streptophyta; Magnoliopsida; Asterales; Asteraceae. Gene Ontology annotation, cellular component: extracellular region; plasmodesma. The transcript is spliced from 4 exons.